UUACUACAUCCAACGCUCGCCAUCGCAUUCUCCUUGUGUCGAUAGCAUCGAUCAAUACCCAGCUACUGUUCCUGAUCUCUUAUACUUACGCAGUAUUCUGUGGUCCAGCGAUGACGGGUCCACAAGCAAUACACUACAACAGUCACACCUUGGGAAAUUCGCUCAUGCUGGAUCUGCACUACAAGCCGAAGUCGCCGUACGCAUGUGUUGGUAUACGAAAGAAUUAUAUUAGUAGCCUUGGACAGCCUAGCAGCGUCGUCAGAUGCCACCCUUUCCAGAGGAGAACAAAUGUGGUAAUUCCUCAACCUUCGGCGCGAGAGUAUCGCUUCCACUGCGCGACCCGAUCAACGCUGCACCCGAGCAAACUUAAGACUAGGUCGGAGGACUCGAUCGCUAUGACAUGGAUUCUGACGCAUCCGAAUCUUCUCGGUCAGAGGUCAUAUUCAGAGGUCAGAGUAAGGAGACGUCUGCAUCCUCAAUUAUGCCCUAUCCACGAAGAGUCUGAGCGUGGAAACAUUACCAAGAUUCCAUCGCAGUUUUGCAGGCACUUACAGCGAGGAGAUGAUGCCAAUUGUCGCUGCAGCACAAAGCGCGGGUGAAACUUGACAACCGCAGAUCAUUAUCCAUCAGUCCUUCAUUCACUCCGGCCCAUGC
This is a messenger RNA of Didymella exigua CBS 183.55, 654 nucleotides long. RefSeq lists its product as uncharacterized. The record is from RefSeq and is a predicted model, not a curated record. Bases 111 to 599 code for a protein of 162 amino acids. The transcript has a single exon. Lineage: Eukaryota; Fungi; Ascomycota; Dothideomycetes; Pleosporales; Didymellaceae.